This is a messenger RNA of Oldenlandia corymbosa var. corymbosa, 3412 nucleotides long. The record is from the annotation of a GenBank genome assembly. NCBI's taxonomy places the organism in Eukaryota, Viridiplantae, Streptophyta, Magnoliopsida, Gentianales, Rubiaceae.
UGAGAAGGCCAUUCCUAUUUAUUCCCCCAAAAAGAUUUGACUUAUAAUUGCAAAUAUGACGCGGCAUAGCCAUUAUUUAUUUUUUAUUGGAUGGUUCCCUACAUAAAAACUUGGUACUUUCCCUGAAUGUAUAAUGAAGAUGCCUGGUUGACCAAAACCAGAAACAGGGUAUAUAAUACUUCCUCUGUUCAUCCUUAACAUUUCUAUCUCAGUCUGUCUACUCAGUAACAAUCAUGCCGAAUCCAAGGGUCUUCUUUGACAUUGCCAUUGGCGGACAAAAUAUCGGCAGAAUCAUCUUCGAGCUCUCUGCAGACACAACUCCCCUGACUGCCGAGAACUUCCGUGCCCUGUGCACCGGGGAGAAGGGGGUGGGAAAUUCCGGUAAGCCCUUGCAUUACAAGGGAUCAAUCUUCCACCGUGUAAUUCCCGGUUUCAUGUGCCAGGGCGGCGACUUCACCGCCGCCAGCGGCACCGGUGGGGAGUCAAUCUAUACGAAGAAGUUCGCCGACGAGAACUUCCUGAAGAAGCAUACCGGGCCGGGUGUGUUAUCCAUGGCGAACUGUGGGCCCAACACCAAUGGAUCCCAGUUCUUCAUUUGCACCGUCAAGACCCCCUGGCUCGACGGCAAAAGCGUGGUGUUCGGCCAUGUGGUGGACGGCAUGGACGUGGUGAAGGCCAUCGAAAAGGUUGGAUCAACCAGUGGGAGGACUUCCAAGCGAGUGGAGAUCGUUGACUGUGGUCAACUUAACAGUAAGAAUCAAGUGGAUGAUCAUGUUUCGCGGCUUCCUGAUUCCGAUCAUCGGAACGAUCACAUUGAUGAUCAUGCUUCGCGGUUUCCUGGUUCCGACCAUCGGAAUGAUUCGGGUUCUCAAAAGAUUUCCGGUGGAAAAUCCGGCAGUACUCCAUCAAUUGGAAUCGACUUGGGCACAACAUACUCUUGUGUGGGUUAUUGGAAACAUAAUCGAGUUGAGAUCAUAACAAACGACCAAGGCAACAGAACAACUCCUUCUUAUGUUGCUUUCACCGAGAAUGAACACCUGAUUGGUGAUGCAGCUUUCAACCAAGUUACCCUGAAUCCGAUCAAUACCGUUUUCGGUAAAUAUUUAAACCCGUGCUAUAAUCUUUCCUUUUCCUUUCAAUUCUUAUUACUUGAUCUGUUGGAAACCCAUUUCAGAUGGAUAUUUCAGUUAAAAGCUUAACAACGAAUCAACUGCAUAUAUGUCUAACCAUUAAAGUUGGAUUUGCUAAUGACUUUUAUCUUAUAUCACCUUCUCUGCGCGUGAAAUUUUGUUAUCAAAUAGAAAUUUGGUUUGACACACCAUUUUCAGCAGAUAAUGAGUUAACUAAUAUUGAUGCCGAAGUCUUUUUGUUUAUAGAUGCGAAGAGGUUAAUUGGUCGGAGAUUUACAGAUGAGACAGUACAAAAUGACAUCAAACUCUGGCCAUUCAAGGUCAUUUCUGAUACUAAUGACUGGCCAAUAAUUGUUGUCACUUACGAACGUGAGGAAAAACAAUUUGCACCAGAGGAAAUCUCAUCCAUGAUCCUGACCAAGAUGAAACAUAUUGCUGAGACCUACAUUGGGUCAGAGGUAAAUGAUGCAGUUGUGACUGUUCCUGCCUAUUUCGAUCAUUCACAGCGUCAUGCCACAAUGAAUGCCGGAAAAAUUGCAGGCCUUAAUGUACUUCGCAUUAUCAACGAACCGACAGCUGCAGCUAUUGCUUAUGGUUUUGACAAGAGUUCAAGCAUCACCGGAAAGAGGAAUGUUCUCAUUUUUGAUCUUGGGGGUGGCACUUUUGAUGUAUCAAUCCUUGCAAUUGAAAGCAGCAAAAUUGAAGUUAAGGGCACUGCCGGUGAUACACAUCUCGGGGGAGAGGAUUUUGACGCCCGAUUGGUGGAUCACUUUAUUAAGGUAUUCAGUAGAAAGCACAAUAAGGAUAUCAAUGGAAAUCCUAAAUCAAUCAGGAGAUUAAGAACGGCUUGUGAAAGGGCCAAAAGGAUCCUUUCUUCUUCUGCCGAGACGCGAAUUGACAUCGACUCCCUGUUUGAAGGCAUUGACUUCUCAGCAACUAUUACCCGACCCAAAUUCGAGGAGCUAAACUCGGAUUUAUUUCUCAAGUGCAUCGGAACAGUUGAAAAGUGUUUGACGGAUUCCCAAAUGAAUAAGAACACUAUAGAUGAUGUUGUCAUGGUAGGCGGUUCGAGCCGAAUCCCAAAAGUUCAACAAAUGUUACAAGACUUGUUAGACGGGAAAAAGGUUUGCAGAGACAUAAAUCCUGAUGAAGCUGUUGCUUAUGGUGCAGCCAUUCAAGCUGCAAUGCUGAGUGGCCAGGAUAACAAGAAGAUGAAGCAGCUUGAGCUUGUGGAAAUUACACCGCUCUCCUUGGGUAUUGAAACCUCAGGCCAAACCAUGGAUGUUGUGAUUCCUAGAAACACCAUCAUCCCUGCCAGAGGAGUUCAUGAAUUAACGACCAUCAUCGAUAACCAGAGUUGCGCGAGAGUCAAAGUGUUCGAAGGCGAGAGAGUAAGAUCAAUAGACAACAAAUUCUUAGGCGAAUUUUUACUUCCGGCCAUUCAAAUGGCCCCUAGGGGUGUCCCAAAAAUCGACAUCUAUUUCGACUUGGAAGCCAAUGGUCUCCUGACCGUAACUGUUAAGGAAGUAGAUACAGGUCAUGAGAAGAGCUUCAAUGUGACAUGUGGAAGAUUAUCCAGAGAUGAAAUUGAUUCUGUGAUCAAGGAAGCUAACAAGAACCAAGUUGAGGACAAAGAGUACAGGAAGAGGUCUGAUGCUCGGAGUGUUUUCGAGAGGUUUACUUGUGAUAUGAGGGAUCAUAUAAACAAAAGUAACAUGUCUUCUGCAGAGAAAAAGAAGGCUGAAGAUGCAACUAAGAAUGCCUUUCAAUGGUUGGACGAAACUCAUGAUCAGCUUGCCGAGGUUCGCGAUUAUGAAGAGAAAACAAAGGAACUAGCGCGCGUUUGUAACCCGGGUAGGCCUUCGCCAUUCCGAAAAUUGAUCAAAUUGAUUGGCCGGAAUCGAGGUCACCAACGGAAGUGAAAUUCCAGCUUCCUGUAUGUACAAGAUAUGGUGUAAUUGAAAUGUGUAACAAGUUGCUCUAAUAUGUAUGGCAUGAAAGAUUGGCAAACUGCUGAUUAAAGGAGGACAAAAAAAAGUUGUUGUACUUAGAAAAGAUAAAUAAAUAAAAGAAGCCCAUGUGGUUUGGACAUUGGUGGCAUGGGAACUUGGUAAACAACCUUUACAAAUUGUGUGAAGAGACAUAAUUCAAGUGGCGCCUGUGGCGUGGUAUUAGGCUUUUUACUUUUUUUUUUAUUUAAUUUCUUCUUUAAUAGUUGUAUUUUCUAAUGUAAAUAAACAGAAUCUAUUUUAUUAAAAUUAAUUUCGUUCAAUUGUAAGGAG